AUGGUAAUUACUAAUGUUGACUUUGAAUUAUUUGAAUUCUAUUCUGCUGAGUUUCCAGUUUCAUGAUCAAUAAUACAAGGGACUGGACGAAGUGAUUAUUAUGUAGCUACUUUGAAGAGUUAUCAAGAGUCUGCUACUUCAUGUCUUGGGUUGAAUGUUCAAAGUGAUGGCCCACAGAUCUCUGCUAUUAGCUGUUCGUUUCCUCAGACCUGCUGCCAGUACUGGCCAUUGUGUACUUCAACCCUCGUUUGUACAGCCGCUCUACAGAGGGCAUGGUUGCCAUUCUCGACGCCUUCUGUGCACAGAAACCUCGGUAGGAGAUAGAAUUAGUCUGUGGAGAACCGUGGACGAAGCGCUUGAAGAUGCUGCCAACAAUGGUCACCUAUACACUGAUGUCAACAUGGUUAUGGCCGUGCAGCAACUCUUGGCUAUCGAAUCCAUGCGAUCAGACCUGACACCGGAAAAGCGCAGCACAUGGGCGGCCAGUCAGAACUUGAACGACCUCGUUCGUACCAUAAACAGUCGACUGCAGCGUCGACCCAGUCCGGCAGCCUUGGUGCUGAUGGCGGAGGGCUACCUGCAAUUGCGUUUGGAUUGCCGCAUGUUGUUCUUGACGUGCUGUGACUUUAACGGCCCGGACCGCGCAGACUACAUUUUUGAGUGUGCUGCUAAGUGUGCAAAGCGUAACCUACAUCAUCACGAACUCUGGUCUGUGUUGCUCAAGUUGUUAGCCUCUCUGCCGGACAUCGGUGAACAUAAAUCAAAGGUCGCCGCCUUCCUCCGGAACUGUCCUGCUUUUCAAACUGCAGUGGAAAAGGGGCUGAUCGCCGAGCUCCAUGAUGUGUUUUGGUCGUUACCGCUGGCUGAACAUGAUAUGUCGGACAUUGUACACAUGCUGCUCUCAACGUUUUCCAAUGCUGCAGUGGACAGUGAGCUGAUCCGGGCUGUGGAUGAGCGCUGUGAGGAGCUCAGUGAGAGUGACUUGCAUGAGCUGUGCGACAUGCUGCUGAAGAUCCGCAAUGUUGACCUUGCCAUGGCGAUAAAGCGCCGCGUUGCAGCCGGAGAGGACGGCCUCGCAGACCUACCACUUUAUGUGAAGGUCUGUGCUGUCAUGGCAACCCACCUGCAGCUGAACAGGGAAUUUGUCCAGAUUGCAUGCAGCUACAUUACGCCGAGAAGGACUGAGCUCAGCCAUGCUGAUAACUUGAGUCUUCUCAGAUCCUUCUCGUCGGUGAAAGUUCAAGCAGUGCCUGAAGUUAAGGCAUUCAUCGAUGAAGCAUUAAUGCCAAACUUAGUGUCUCGACUGGGAGGGCUGUCUCUAUCUGACAUAGCUGAAGUGUGUGAUUACAAUCAGGUCGCAGUGAAAACUGGCCGUACCAGUGUUCAAAUGAUGGAGCAUCUUGCAUUGCAGGUUGGUAAGUUCACACACGAGCAUGGCAGCUCGUCGCAGUUCUCACAACUGCUCAAUGCCUUUGGCACGUGGGAGACGCGCUUCUUGCAGUUCAAGUGCAGAGAAAAGAAGGUCCCGUACAAACUCGGGCCGAAGAUGUUUGGUCGCAUCGGGCCGUCAAUCAGCAAUGGCUUCAUGGAGAGAGACUGGCCGCUGAAGUACUACAUGGUGUUUGUGAGGAAGUUUGAGCUGCUUGGUGCCGAUCUCAUGGCAUGGGCACGUCUGUAUCACAAAUUGCAUCCCCAUCUGAAAGAACUCGAGCCGCAUGAACUGUAUGAUCUGCACGGCAGUAUGCUUCAGCUUAAUUACAGAGACGGUGAAGUGACAGCCACUGGUGUUUUGGACGAGCUUCUGAGCAGAGUGCCGGAUGCCUCUUUCCCCACCGGUUACUUUCCGCAUGCAGUCCGAAUGGUCAUCAACGGCUCUGUUGACCGCGUCCGGAGGGCACAUAUGGAGACAGUCGAGAGGGCUGCGGUGGAGCGCCAGGCAGCUCUUUCGUCGAGAACGUGGGCUGAGUUGAUAGAGGCCUGGUCAGAGCAGGGUGACUGCAGCAAGAAUCUCUACAUGACUGCCUGCGGGCGCUGUCGAUUGAGCAAGGACUGGUUACCCGAGGACACCGUGCGUCUGAUCAGCGCGGUGUCGCGUGGCAGCAUAUGCAGCCGACCGUUGCUCAUGGACUUGCAGGAUACCGAGUGGGGUGAGACGCUGGUGCGUUCUGUCCCGGACCGCAUGCUGCCCGUGCUAGUGCAUAGCUAUGCCGCCGUCACUGUCAAUGCACCCAAGCUACUGGAGCAUGCGCAUAAUCGCUUGGAACGCCUUUUGAUCGGGCCCAGUGGCGGCGCCUCGCGCUCAUCCAAGUCACCAGAAGCCAACCUGUCAAAAGUUAUCGACGUUGCUUGGAGCUUUGCAGUACUCGGCCACAACGCGCCAAAGAUUCUUGCGCACGCCAUGUACUCUGGGAAUAAGGGAUAUGAGAAGCUAAGCGAAGACGACCUAUUGAAGCUCAACGAUCUCAACAGCUAUGGCCUGCGUGAGAGACAUGACCUGAAGCUCACUGGCCUGCAAGAUGAAUGCUGGCAAGCGUGCCAGCGUGCUGUGUCGGACCGAACCAGGAAGCUGGUGCGUGAGAGUCACCACGUUAUCUUCAACAAUGGUUUGGACGCCGCCCUAGUGGAGCUGCUGGGCGGAGAAGAGUUUGUACAGCGUAACGCUGUCACCGAGGGCGGCUACCUAGCUCACUUUAUUGUCCAGUUUGACGAGAUGGAUCGCCCUGUGCCAUUUACCUCUUCUGAUUUGCCUCCGUCCCUUGGGCAGCUUACUGUGGAGAAUACAGGCCUGCCACCAUUUAGCCUGAUGAAAAAGUCCUGUCGCUUUGACAAGUAUGUUGAGCGAUGCAACUUCCAAGAAUCGUCAAGGCACGACCAAAAAGUCGUUGAUGGUGAUGACAUUGGAGUUAAUGAUGUGGAUAAAGAUGAAGCAGGCAAAUCAGGUUCAAGACAUUCUACUGAGUCUCGGGCUGUUCAGACGGAAUAUGAUGAGCCAGUUCGACGCCUGUGCGUGCGCUUCAUGCCCAAGUUUUCGUGUGUGUACGAAACGGAACGACCUGCCGCUCGAACUCUGAUGGAUCUUCUGCAGGUAUCGGCUGCUGGAUGGUCGGUUGCCGGGAUUUCAGAACUUGAGUGGGAGACGAAAAUGUUGCCGUCCGACCAGCUAGGCUUGCUCAAGGAGAAGAUUUUCCCACCAGAGUACAGUGAUGCACAGCAGUCCCGGUGAAGAUGUUUGAAGCUGUGUGCGGGCAGUGGGGCGUGUUUCCGUGUUGACUUGUAGUGUUCAUGCAGGACAUGGACAUAGGGAUGGGCGAUGCAGCUUUUAAAUUCAUUGUCCUCUAGACCGCAGUCUCAGUCUUACUACUACUACUAGUUCUUAGAUUAGCUGGGAUCUAGAUUCAAAAGGGCCAUGAGCACAUCGUUCACCGGUAUAUUUAUUUUUACUUUCCACAUUCGUGUGACUUUCCAAUGACGUUUAACUUUUAGGUUUCAUUCUAUCAUUUGCCAUGGCGUUUUCUUGAUCUUUCUUGAACAGAAGUAUAAAAGUGGUUGUCACUCUUGGUGGCAUUAUCUUGGA
Molecule: messenger RNA, 3574 nt
Organism: Sycon ciliatum
Lineage: Eukaryota; Metazoa; Porifera; Calcarea; Leucosolenida; Sycettidae
Exons: 4
Coding region: 155-3223 (1022 amino acids)
Source: RefSeq, a predicted model, not a curated record